AUGGACGACCGUUUCGACUCCCACGUGGCGGUCGGUCGGAGCGUACCACAUUCUGUAGAAGCAAUCGAUCCCAAGAUAUACUCCGCGACCUUCUGCGCCGUUCAACGGCAGCCGUCGUCGUCGCUCGCUGCCGCCGACGACGGUUCCCACGUCGCCAAGGCAGGGUCUGCGAGAAAAGGAGGCGUACGCGUUUCGAUCCGGGGAGGCCGCGCGGAGGUUAUUAACACAGACCCUGACGCGACAGACGAUUCGUCGGACGAGGAGGAGGACUCGUUCGGCUUGCCAUCCCACGGAUUAUUCUCCGGGAACCGCCGCAAUUCACGGAGACGCGGCUUCGCCACCUCUACUGCCCCGAUGUCCGUCCGCUCGUCGAACUUCGCUGCUUCGCCGCGAUCUGCAGCAACAAUGCGAUACCCGUCCGAUCCGCUCGGGGGAACUGGCAAUGCGGUGGCCUACUCGUCUGCCGCGGCAUUGAAUUAUUAUUACGGGGGGCAGCAUUUCCCGUGCAGCCCCUCCACGUAUGGCUACACCGCGCAGAGGAAUUACCACGGUGGUUUAGUAGGCGGCGCUUCGGGCGCGGCGAGCGCCGGACCGCCGGCGAUGAUUGCGACGAGCAGAUUGUCGUGCUCCGUCGCUGGCUGUUGUGCUGCAAGUGCGGAUUUGCCGUACGGCGGAGGAGCCGCGAAUUCUGCCGCUUUCGGCGCUUAUUACAGCGCCGCUUACGGGUACUCGUUUGGAAGCUCUCCCAUUCUCUCGGCUACGCACGGCCAUGCCCAGGAGCUGGCCGAUCAGCAUCAGCAACACCUCAAUCAAUUCGACCGUGACAUGCGGCAGCAGCCGAGCGGUUACAUUGGCGCCCCCGGCGCGCCUUCUGCGCUACGCAGCUCAAUUCCCCUCCACGACGGAUCCCGCGUCGCCACCGGGUCGAUGAGUCAAGUUCCUGACGUCAGGCAAACCGGAUCGUACGGCGCGCCGCAAUCCAUGGCGCAUUCCGCCGCGUUCCGCGUUAUGGGGGAGGAUCAGGCGACCAUCGCUGCCGCCGCGAUGCGACCAGUUAUUGCCGCAUCAGGUUGUCACGCGAAUGGCGGCGAGCGCAGCGAUCUGUCGCAAUCAGCGCAUCCGUCGGAGAAGCUUUCGGCCCCGCCGAUUCACCUCCCCGCCGGCAUUUCGACUGGCAUGCCGUACCUGCCGCAUUUCCCGGGAGUCCCCGUCGAUGCGCACGCGCUGGCCCAGGCGCAGCAAGCGGGGAUGAAGCGCAAGCUGGUGAUCGGCGGGAAGGCGGCGAGCGGAGUAAGCGGAGUGAGCGGAGCGGGCGGAGCGAAGAGGCAGAAGGACGGCGCAGGGGCGGACGCGAGUCACAGCACGUGCAGCACAAUCACCGCCAGCGGCGGUGGCGGCAGCAGCAGCAGCGACGGCGAGCAUCCCGACGCGCAUUCACCGCGAUCCGCGCACGCCAGCGCAACGACCGCGCACGUCUCCAAUUCCGCCUCCCCCGGGGCUGCGGUCUCGUCCGGUUCUCCCCCGCCCGCGAAGCACGCCAGCAGCUGCGUGUUCCGGGGCGUGCGCCAACGGCCGUGGGGCAAGUGGGCGGCCGAAAUUCGCGACCCGACGCGCGGCGUGCGCGUGUGGCUGGGAACGUACGACUCGGCCGAGACGGCCGCUAAGGCGUACGAUGCUGCCGCGAGGGCGAUCCGCGGUGCCUCUGCUAAAACCAACUUCCCGUUGGCGGAUUGCGCGUCCGCUCCAGCUGUCUCUCCUACUGACGUUCCUUCUGCUCCUAUUCCCUCUGCUGCCGUUGCGCCUCUGCCUCUGGCUACCGCUGCUGCGUGCGACACACCGCUCGUUCCCGCUAGAACCGCUGCUGCCCGGCUCGGGAGCAUCAACCUUAUGGCACCGCCGCCGCCAGCCAUGGCCAUGCACAGCCAUCAGGGCUCAUCAGGCAACACUGUAGCCGCCGCCCCCGCAGCAGGCGCAGCCGCCAUGGCUACACUGAGCAACGGGCAGCUGAUGAAGCCUACUGGAGUCGUCGUCCCCUCGGGGAAAGGCUCGCGCCGUGCUGCUGCGUUUCCGGAGGUGGCGACGCCGCGCGGCGCGCUGCUUCCGCGCAUCGCCAGCUGCACGUCGUGCGUGGCGGACGCGGAGCCCGAAAUGGCCGCCCCCUCCGCGCCUAUCGUUCCGCCGCAGGCGCCGGCGGAGGUUGCGGCGACUGCAGCUGCUGCUUGUGCGCGUGGUGGUGAGUCCAGCGGGUGCGCCCGCACCAGGCCCCCCUCUGCGCCGCCUACUGCUGCUGCUGCUUCCGCUGCUGUUGCCUCCCCUGUCGCUCCUGCUAAAACUGCUGGUUGUGGCGCCAAUCUAGCCAAUCUGGCCCUGGACGAUAUGACGUUGGAAGCAUUGAGUAGCCCCCACGAGGCAUUGAGUAGCGACGAGGCUGCAGCGCUGCUGGAUAUGGAGGUGGCGUGGAGUCUGGACCUGGCGGAUUGCAUGGGCGGCAACGAUGCUGGGCUGUCGCUGCUGCUGGAGGGCAGUCUGACGCACAGCGCCAGCGUGCAGGAUCUGGAUGAGAUUUCGUGCGCGCUUUUCGACGGUGAGGAUGAGGCGCUGCUCAUGCAGGGCGCGUUUGAUCUGCCUGCGUGCUUCGGAGGGGAGCUGCAGGAAGUAGAGGAGGAGGAGGGUGGAGAGGAAGAGGCACAGCAGGAGGGGAGGGGAGAGGAAGGUGGGCUGAUGCUGACUGCCUCUGUGAGGGUGAGUGGGUGGUCCGGUGGUAGCAAACAGAAGGAGGGGGAGGGGGACAAGGAACAGGAUGACCUGCUACUGCACCUGCCGGAGGGGUGCUUGGAAGGCAUGGAUGGGUUGGAGUGCAUCGGAGGGUUGGAGGAUGGGGAUGGGUUUGGGGAGGAGGAUCUGCUGGGCGGAGAGUUGGAGCUGAUGGAUGCCUGGGAGGUGGAGGGAGUGUCGCUGGACUUUAUGGAUGAGCUCGAUAGCGUGCUGCUCAUGGGCAGUGGCUCGCACUCUGGCAGCAAUGCUGCCUCCGCUCUCACACAGUAG
Messenger RNA from Closterium sp. Naga37s-1, 3045 nucleotides. The record is from the annotation of a GenBank genome assembly. NCBI's taxonomy places the organism in Eukaryota, Viridiplantae, Streptophyta, Zygnematophyceae, Desmidiales, Closteriaceae.